Molecule: messenger RNA, 1711 nt
Organism: Rubroshorea leprosula
Lineage: Eukaryota; Viridiplantae; Streptophyta; Magnoliopsida; Malvales; Dipterocarpaceae
Source: the annotation of a GenBank genome assembly
GCUUUAGGGUUUUUAGGGUUUCUUCAUUCACACCUCUUUUUUGUACUAGCUUCACAUUCCUCUGGAUUUCUUCACGUUCUCGAUAAAACCCAUGUUUUCGUAGCGGAAAUCUCAAGAAAUUGGAUAUGAAUAUGGAAGCUAGAAUUGGGGUGGUGGUUGAAGGAGGGCAGAGAGCUUUGAAUUCUGGUGCCCACGGGAGCGUGGUGGAUGCGGGUGCCAGAAAAUUUUUGCAGCACCAGAACGCUCAUUCGAAGCCGCCUAUCAAUCCACAGAAUUCACAGCUAGGGACGGUGAACCAGCUCCUAGCUGGUGGUAUUGCAGGGGCCUUUAGCAAGACCUGCACAGCGCCCCUAGCUCGCCUCACUAUCUUAUUUCAGGUGCAAGGCAUGCAUUCUGAGGUAGCGGCAUUGAGCAAGGCUAGCAUUUGGCAUGAGGCUUCACGAGUUAUUAAUGAAGAAGGGUUCAGAGCAUUUUGGAAGGGCAACUUGGUUACAAUAGUUCAUCGUCUUCCCUAUUCUUCAGUGAACUUCUAUGCUUAUGAACGUUACAAGAGUUGGUUGCAGCCAUUUCUUGGUCGGGAAAAUCAAUUGGGAAGAGGAAGUCCUGAUGUCUUUGUGCACUUUGUAGGUGGUGGGUUGGCUGGAAUAACUUCUGCCUCUGUCACUUAUCCCCUGGAUCUUGUAAGGACACGUCUUGCAGCACAGACAAGUACAGUCUACUACCGAGGUAUUUGGCAUGCUUUUCACACAAUCUGCAGGGAGGAGGGUUUCUUAGGAUUUUAUAAAGGACUUGGAGCAACAUUAUUGGGUGUUGGACCAAGUAUAGCAAUAAGCUUUUCUGUUUAUGAGGCACUGAGAUCCUUUUGGCACUCUCAAAGGCCCAAUGACUCCACUGCUUUGGUUAGUCUUGCCUGUGGCAGUCUUUCAGGCAUUGCAUCAUCAACAGCAACAUUUCCUAUCGAUCUUGUGAGGAGAAGGAUGCAGUUGGAAGGGGCUGCUGGUCGAGCCCGCAUCUAUAACUCUGGAUUAGUUGGCACUUUUAGGCAUAUAAUGCACAGUGAAGGUUUUCGAGGCUUUUAUAGAGGAAUUUUGCCUGAAUACUACAAGGUCGUUCCAGGUGUAGGCAUUGCCUUCAUGACUUAUGAGACGUUGAAGAGUCUUCUAACAAGCAUCCCUCCCAAUUAACAGCUACAUCUCAGCUUUGCUUAGUUAUGCUAUUGCUUUUGUUCCAUCAAGUCAGUUUGACAUGCAGCUUUCAAGAGGAAAAAGGAAACCCAACAAAAAAGAAGGGGAAAAUGGAAGACCAAAGCAUUCAGUUAAAGAUAGGAUUUAGGUAACAAGAAAUGUUCCUUCGGUGAUACUUUUAGUUUUUAGGAGCCAUGGUGGUAAAUUUUGGAGAAUUUUGGUGGUUGCUGCCAUUUAUUUAUUUUUUUGGUGUAUACAGUUAGUUAGCACAGUGAGGGUGACAAGUUCAUAUGGUUCCCAGAUACUCGGGCCUUAAGCAUUUAUUGGCGCUCUUAUGAUUUAAACAGUAGUGUUCAUUAACUUACUGUCAACCUCAGUGCGGGUUAAGCUGACAGCUACUCCUCAAUUUCAAUUCCUUUGAAUACAAGGCCACAUAAAAUAGCAAAAGAUCUUGUUGAUCUGAGCUACUUUGUCUGAUUACUGUCCAUUGAUUUUCUUGUAGAAAUGAAGAAAUUAUAAGAGGACUU